Messenger RNA from Cuscuta campestris, 1296 nucleotides. The record is from the annotation of a GenBank genome assembly. NCBI's taxonomy places the organism in Eukaryota, Viridiplantae, Streptophyta, Magnoliopsida, Solanales, Convolvulaceae.
CGCUGCCGCAUAUCUUUCACCUCGCCUUGGAGUCUGAUAUACACAGAUGGCGGCAACUCUUGCCGUCUGCUAGGAAGGAAGCAGAAAUAGGGAGAGACCGAAUCGUUGUAAAAACAAGAACAUAAAUCGCUACCUCAUGGAUGUCGGCGGGCAUGACUCGGAGGGGCGCGAGUUCAGAAAUGCAGAUGAAAUGUGGAGAGUAGAGACAGGAGAGGAUGGAAGCAAGUCCCAGUGGUACGGCUCCGCGAUUCGUUAUUGGGAGAAGGUUGAAGCCACCAUUGAUGGAGUGCUGGGCGGUUAUGCGGAUGUGAAUGAUGCCGACAUAGCUGCAAGCCAUGCAUUUCUCAAUUCCAUUUUGGCUGAAAGGUUCCCAACCCAGAGGGACGUCUCAAGACCGUCUUCCCACCUCGUAGCUCUGGAUUGUGGCUCUGGAAUUGGAAGGGUCACCAAAAAUCUACUUUUACGCCAUUUCAAUGAGGUUGACCUUCUUGAACCUGUUCCCCAUUUUUUGGAGGCUGCGCGUGUGAGUUUGGCCCCUGAAAAUUUAAUAGCGCCUGAUAUGCACAAAGCUGCCAAUUUUAUUUGUGUACCACUUCAGGACUUCACUCCAGAUGCAGGGAGAUAUGAUGUGAUAUGGAUACAAUGGUGUAUUAGCCAACUUGCUGAUGAUGACUUCAUUGCAUUUUUCAAAAGAGCAAGGACUGGCCUUAAACCUGGUGGUCUUUUCAUUUUGAAGGAAAACAUAGCUAGACAAGGAUUUGUUUUGGACAACAAAGAUAAGAGCAUCACCAGGUCGGACAAAUAUUUCAAGGAGCUCUUUCUUAAAUGUGGACUCUACCUCUACAAGACAAAGGAUCAAACGGGGUUCCCUGCUGGAUUACUUGGCGUGAAGAUGUAUGCAUUGUCAACAGAAAUGCCCAAAUUCAAACGAUCAUUUAAUAAUAAGCGCAAAUCUAAGCAGCUGUCUAAUCGACCUGCCAUUAUUAGGUGAUAAUUUUUAGUCUUUGAAUUCUGCCUCCAAAGCAGGAAAUUUUUUAGCAGCUUGAAGUUACUCUUUUCCCUUGCCUCAUAAACUUUGCUACCCUGCAAUUAAUUACUCCGUAUAAGAACAUGAGUGUUUAAUUGUCCAGUAUGUGAUACAACUCUUUGCCAAUUUUGACAUUUCUUGCUAUCCCUCGUCUCAUCCUGGGUGCCCCUCCACGGCCACCCUAAGGCAUAUAGUGAGGAUGUAAAGAAUGGUGGCCGAACCAGUUUUAUAAGGACAUGAAAACCAUUUUUUCCUACUAGAGUUAAUCU